This is a messenger RNA of Hippoglossus stenolepis (Pacific halibut), 3727 nucleotides long. RefSeq names its product collagen alpha-1(VIII) chain-like. The record is from RefSeq and is a predicted model, not a curated record. Gene Ontology annotation, molecular function: protein binding. The transcript has 4 exons. Bases 578 to 2794 code for a protein of 738 amino acids. Lineage: Eukaryota; Metazoa; Chordata; Actinopteri; Pleuronectiformes; Pleuronectidae.
ACCCCAGCCAGCGCUGGCUAACCAAAGUGAGACCAUGCCUUUUUAAAUCUUUCUGCAUGCAAAGAAUGCAGAGAGAUGUCCAAGUCAAACAAGAAUCUUUCUCCCUGUGAUAUAUCGUCGCGCAGCUGAUUGGGUUUCCUUUCUUCCCCCCCGGUUUGCUUCUGUCUACGAUGACCUCAAAUGCUGCAAACAUGUAGUGGUUUCCUUCUCCUCGCACAGAUCCCUGUUUCCCUCCCUCCCUCCUCUCACAUGCAUGUACAGAUCCAGUGCUUCUCUUCUCUCUCUCUGCUCAGGCGGCUCCACCCACCUGCAGAUAAAAGCCCAGCCCUAGGCAGAGCUGCCGUUCAGCGUCCGUCUGUCCCAAACUCCUCAGAGCUCUGUGAUACUUCCACCCUGCAGCAGCACCACACGCACAAAGGGAACAGCGGGAUCGCAGCGAACACCUGGCCGGAAUCCCGUGCAUGGCCACCGUCCCACUUAUGCCGCGGACAAGACCCAGAGAAGCGAGGUAAAGUUCGGUGGAACCAGGGGGAGAGACGACCUUCACGUUUGAGACGAGGAGAACGCUGAAAAAAAAAUGGUGGCCGCAGCCGUCCAUUUCUUCUCUCUACUCGUCCCAGUGUUCCAGCUGUGUUUGUUACGCCCAGCCCACGGGGGGGUGUAUUACGGACACAAGCAGCCACCUCACCAGCCCCUGCCGCAGCACAACGACGGGUAUCCCCAGCAACAGUUUUUGGGGAACGAGAUGCCACUUAUGCCGUUAGUGCCUCAGUAUGGAAAAGAGAUGCCUCAGCUGCCUUUGCAAAAGGGAAAAGAGAGACCACUGUUUGAAGGCAAAGGUCAGACAUUCCCCAGAGGGGCUAAAGGCCCACCUCCCCCCGGCCCUGGCGUAGAAGGUCUCAGAGAGGGACCACAAGGAAUUCAAGGCCCCCCUGGACCGACAGGACCACCGGGACCACAGGGCCCUGCCGGACAACCAGGCCAGGGAUUGCCAGGGUUACCGGGAAAGCCGGGGCCUCCAGGUCCUCAAGGUUACCCAGGAAUAGGAAAGCCCGGUAUGCCAGGAUUGCCAGGAAAGCCCGGAGUACCAGGGUUGGCGGGACCAAAAGGCGAUCUCGGUCCAAGCGGUAGCGAGGGACCAACUGGACUUCCCGGUCCUGCUGGGCUUCCGGGUCCCCCCGGACUCCCUGGGAUUUCAAAAACAGGAGGCCAGGGGCUUCCAGGCCAGCCGGGACCGCUAGGGGAGCCUGGUCAAAAGGGUCCAUCUGGGCUAUACGGUCCCCCGGGCUCCAAAGGAGACAAAGGAAUCGGUCUACCUGGUUUGCCAGGCCUGAAAGGACCUGGUGGACCACCUGGUCCACGUGGGAACGUGGGCCUCCCUGGUAUUGGUAAACCUGGCCUCAAUGGCGUACCUGGACAACCAGGAAUACCAGGAAAACCAGGUCCACCUGGAGAACAAGGCCAGGCGGGACCAUUUGGGGAAACAGGUCAACCGGGACAGCCAGGUUUGCCAGGAAUUGGCAAACCAGGACAAGAAGGAUUUAGAGGUCAACCAGGGCUCUUUGGAGGUAAAGGAGAACCGGGCCCACCAGGCUUACCGGGGGGUCCAGGACUACCGGGUUACGGUAAACCGGGGUUUCCAGGACCCAAGGGUCACAAGGGACAUGGAGGUCUUCCCGGACCUCCGGGCCUUAAAGGCGAUAAAGGUCACGGAGGUGUUCAAGGGGUCAUCGGUCCCACCGGUCUCAGCGGUAUGCCCGGUCCCCCAGGUCCAAUCGGGCCUCCCGGUAGUCUUGGCUUCCCAGGACAAAAGGGCGAGUAUGGUGCUGGAGGAACAAAGGGAUAUCCUGGAACAAAGGGUGAAUUAGGGCCUCCGGGUCUUCCAGGACAGACAGGUAGAUCGGGAGAGGGCGGACAACCAGGACAAAGAGGUUUUCAAGGGCCUAUCGGCCCUAAAGGAGAAGCGGGUAUGAGGGGUUUACCAGGCGUCCCCGGUGCCGCCGGAUUACCGGGACCAAGAGGAGAGGGGGGAAAUUCGGGAGAAACGGGCCACCAGGGACCUCAGGGAAUUCCAGGGAUCACAGGACCAGGGGGACCGAUCGGACCUCCCGGCCUGCUGGGGCAAAAAGGCGAAACAGGGGUGUCUGGUAAACCCGGCUAUCCCGGAGACGGUAAACCGGGAUCGCCCGGUCACAUCGGUCCUCAAGGUAACCCCGGUCCCAGCGGCUCUCCUGGAUUUCCAGGGCAACAGGGACAACCGGGACCCCCCGGUCUUCCGGGACUGCCCUCUGUAUCUCCCGAUCUCGGACAGGUCCUCCCCGUGACCGGCCCGUACAGCGGUCAAAGACAAGGUUACAAGAAACAGAAAAACGGAGGCGAGAUCGGUGGAAACGGCGUGGAGUUGCCCUCGUUCACAGCCAAGCUCACGAAUCCGUUCCCUCUCGUGGGCUCUCCGGUAAUCUUUGAUAAACUCUUGCACAACGGCAAUCAAGACUACAAUCCCCAAACUGGUACUUUUACCUGUACCAUACCGGGGGUCUACUACUUUGCUUACCACGUCCACUGCAAAGGAAGUAACGUGUGGGUGGCACUGAUGAAGAACAACGAGCCGGUCAUGUACACUUACGACGAGUACAAAAAGGGCUUGCUGGAUCAGGCGUCCGGGAGCGCUGUACUCCCGUUGCGACAAGGAGACACCGUGCACUUGCAGCUGCCGUCGGACCAGGCCGCGGGACUUUACGCCGGUCAAUACGUCCACUCAACAUUUUCCGGAUACUUGUUGUACCCAAUGUAAGCGACGCGUUUCAAACAAAGUACUCGAGGCAGCAGAAUGAUUUUUUUUUUUAUAGCGGCAACAUACUUCAUAGAAUUAUUCUCUGCAUUACAUGACUUGGAUCCACAUCUGGUUAUCGGCAAUGACGCGUAGGAAGCUGCGAGGUCAAACGUUACUCUGAAAUAUCUCAGUUGUCAUAGGUUGUUUUAUGCUUACAUUUAUUCAUAUAUCCAUCCUCACACAAUUUAUCCGUAUCCAUGAGUUUGCGGGAAUAAUUUCUUAAACAAUGAGGCUUUAUGUUGUAGAAUUGUUUUUCACUAGGCACAUACAAUCAUAUCGGUUUUAUUGUACAAUGCAUUUACUCUGUUAUCGUAACAUACAGUUGGGUCACGACGUAGUUCUUAAGUUAUUGUUAUUUUUGUAUGUUAUUUGGGAAAUGCAGCUUUUUAACGUGACUAAAUCUUUUGUCUCAAAGUCUCGCAUCAUGUAUUUUUAUCCAACUCCACACCACAUCUCCGUUCCAAACCAAAUCAAACUAUGCCUGCAAUUUGGCUUGGCUAGGAUUGUCUCCUAGUGACCAUUUGACAAAUUUGUUUUGUUUUUAGUAGAUAUUGAUUCUUGGUCAGUUUGUCAGAAUUCUCUGUAAUUUAUUUGUUUGACUACUGAUUACUAAGCAUUGUUUUGUUUUUUGUGGUAAACAGUCAUUUUUGGAAUUUAAAGACCGCUAACCUGUUCUGUCAAAAAACACCUACCCACUAAUAUCUUUUUGCAUCGGCAUUUAACGUUUUUUAUUAGUAGUACAGCAGUUUAAACAAAGUUCUUUCAACCCGUUUUUCCUUUUUGUUUGUUUGGACAAUGGUGCAAUGCAUAAGCAAAUAAGAAACUAUGCCCAAAUGUGUGAAUUUUGGCCUGUGUUGCUGGUGAUUUUAAAUAAAAAAGAACCUCUUGUCUAAA